UUUUUCCUUUACCAAAAUAAUGAAUUCUCUUAAAGUUGUAUUCUCUCAAGUUAAGAAGAAGUCGAAUUUACUGGGAAUAUUUUAAACCGAACUCACUUAGAUAUAUUGAAAAGAGAUAUACUUAACAAAGAGUUUCACACACAGUACUGUUGCAUCCUCAUACUGUGCUUUUCUUCCUUAUCUGGCUAUGGUGGACAACCCAAGAACUCCAAAACCAGCAGCAUCUGUCUGAUCUCCACCUUGAAAUUAGAGCCCUGAUUGUAAAUCAUCUUGUGAUCCUCUAGCUAUAGCUAAUUCUUGGAGUGAGGUUUAGGAAAAGUAUUUUCUUCUGCACAAGAUUAUACCACUGUUGGAGUAUAUUAUACAAACAUUGAUUUUGUGCCAUAAUUUUCACAAGAUUUCUGGGUUUUUAUAACCUUAUUCUUUUGUGGAUUCAAAUUGAUAAUUCUUCGACGGGGAAAUAUAUAUAUAUAUAUAUAUAUAUUCCAUAAAUUAUGAAGGAAAUGAUGAUGAAAGAAAUACAAUGAUCACAAAUUCAAGGGAGAAAAGUCUUCAAGCGAAGCUAGAAGGCGAAAACAUCAACCAAACCACGCUCUUCAAGGCAUCAACAUCAUCAUCAUCAUCUAGUUCAAGGCAAUGGGGAGGAUUUAGAAAUCCAAGAAUUGUACGCGUUUCGCGUUCUUUCGGAGGGAAAGAUAGGCAUAGCAAGGUUUGCACCAUAAGGGGAUUGAGGGAUAGGCGAAUUAGGCUUUCAGUACCUACAGCAAUUCAAUUGUAUGAUCUUCAAGAUAGGCUUGGUCUUAACCAACCAAGUAAAGUCAUAGAUUGGUUGCUUGAUGCUACAAAAGAUGAUAUUGAUAAACUCCCACCACUACAAAUUCCUCAAGGGUUUGGUCCUCAAUUUCAUCAGCAGAUCCUUCUUCCUCAAGAAACAAUGCCGCCGCCUCAUCUUCAACCUUCUCUUGCUUCCUUCUUUGAUGCAAAUUCUACUAAUUUCAUGAAGGAGGCUGCAGAACAUCAAACACUUUCGAGUAGUAUGAAGACAAAGUAUUGGGAUAUAGAUGCUGCAGUGCUGAAAGCAAAAGGCAAAGAAUUGUUUGAAAGAGGUAAUCAUAAUAGCGUUUCAGAUCAUCAGAAAAGUGAUUCAAUUAUCAGAAUAAAUGAAGCAGAAAACCAAGAUGGGAUUGGAAGUGGUACUGGUUUCGGUGGACAACUCUUUGGUCAGAAAUUCUUUCCCAUGUCGAGUCAUCCUUCUUUACCUGGGAUGCUCAACAAUUCCAUGGCAUACAACUACUACCAUUCAGAACCUUCAAACUUGUCUUUGUCUCACUUUGGAGGCCAUGGAUUUGCAUCCCAAAUCGAUAGCCAUGCUGGUAAUGUUUCAUCGCUUUCACUGUCAUCUCCCCUGCCAUUAGCAUCCGGGCCGUCUCAAUUGUUCUUCUGUCCACCUAUACCACCACCACCACCACCACUUUUCAGUCCAUAUCCAACUCCAUAUAUGACCAGUACUAGUUCACUAGUAGAGAGUGAUAUUCCAAAGCAAAUCAACCAUACCCAAUUGUUGAGUACCAGUACUUCAAGUUCACACCAUUUGUUACCUAAUUCUCUUAUGCCUUCUCUUCACUCUUCUAGUUGGCCAUCCAAAUCCUUUCAUACUAUUUCUAAUCCAAAGCAGCUUCAUUCACAUAAUAAUGAUGAAAGCCAAACUCCAGAAAAAGGGUCAUAGUACAACUGGUUCUUAAAGGUGUCUAAUAGAUACAUACAUAUAUACACAUUUAUGUGUACAGUCAGCCUUUUAUCUAGGAAACUGGGACAAUUUUUUUUCUAAGAGAACUCUCAUUAUAUGUAAUAAGGCACCUCUUCUAUACAUUUGCUGCCCCUAUUCCAUAUAAAUGAAGGUCUCUCAAGCAAAAUUUAAUCUCUCAAAUAAAAAUUUGUCUAGGAUCUUUAAUAAAAGACUGAUUGUAUAUGUAUGUGUAUGCUGCUACAACGUUUUGGACAUGACAACUGAUGAGUUGCAUACGUCGAUAUUUCUUGGCUUCCUGAACUCUUCAAUACAAGUAAGAUACAUUAAUUAAAUUAAUUACAGUUUCAUGCAGAUUUUAGUUAAUUAUAUGAUUUUGAGCAACAUUUGGUAAUUGAAGAAAGUGUGAAAAGUUUGUAAGCAUAAUUUGAUGUUUUAUACUAUUGAUGAGAUUUUGCAUACUAUAUUUGAUUAAUUUCUUU
This is a messenger RNA of Ziziphus jujuba (common jujube), 2226 nucleotides long. Its product is annotated as transcription factor TCP5. The transcript is spliced from 3 exons. Gene Ontology annotation, molecular function: sequence-specific DNA binding; DNA-binding transcription factor activity. Lineage: Eukaryota; Viridiplantae; Streptophyta; Magnoliopsida; Rosales; Rhamnaceae. Gene Ontology annotation, cellular component: nucleus. The record is from RefSeq and is a predicted model, not a curated record. The coding region runs from base 524 to 1726 and encodes 400 amino acids.